UCUGAACUCUUCAGGGUAGCUAUGUCAGUUAUGACACUAGGUAACACAGAUAUAUAACUUGUAUAAAAUUCAGAAAAGUAUUAAUUCUGUUCUAAAGGACACAUAGCAAGGCUAUGCAUGCAAGACUUGCAAGAACACACACACACACACACACACACACACACACACACACACACACACAUUAUGUACAUAUGUAUCCAUCCCCUUCCUUCUCCUCCUUCCCAGAACAAUUAAGCAUACAUUGAAACCAAAUUGUAUACUGUUUUAAAGACAACCCCCCCCGAAACAUACAUUCAAACUAGUUUUAUAUUAUUUUGUAGAUGUCACCCACACAAGCACAUGCAUAUCUCUUUUUCAGUAUUAAGUUAUGUAAAACACAAACGCAUGCGCACACACAGCCUAACCUAAAGGAAAUCUAAUGAGGUAAUGAAUAAUACACGCAAGCAGGAAACAAGAUGCAAGCAUCUCAUUUACAGAGGGAUUUUACAAUAAAAAAACAUUUAACAGAGAAGCCAUAGCUUUGCAACUUCAUGUAGGGAGAGAGGGAGGCUGUUGUGGCCAGCAGUGUUAUCUGAAGAAGAUGUCCUCCUACAUUCACUCCAUAUAUCACUCCCCUCUUUUCCUGACUUGUUUUUCUAAAACUGCCAUCUUCUCCAUGUCCUCUUACUCAAAGAUGCAAUGAAAUAGGAAAGGACAUCAAAUAAAAUUAAAAAAAAUAAACAUCAACAUUUUUAACAUGGAAAAAAAAAGGCAUAGAAAUAAGCUCUGGCCUGAAUUUUAGUGCAAACUUUAACAACUGAUAAAUCUUCAUCUAGUGAAACAGCUUUGUGUCCAUUCUUUUUUAUCUCUCAUGCUUUAGUAUGGCCAAGAGUUUGUCAAACAAACUCUCCCAGUUUUAUAAGGCAUAAUCCCCCCCCCACACAUUGUUUUGUCUAACUUUCUAAUAUUUUUUCAGGAUGGCCUCAGAAAUAGUAAAUAACAUUAACAAAAGCAUUAGGAGGAUUAUAUACUUGGUGAUGUUCUGUGGCAGUACCUGCAAAGCAACAAUUACUUUGUUUCUUUUAUCGUCACAUGGAAGGGGCCUUGAAGAAUUAAUUUUCCUGUUCUUGUAUAACACUUUUACACAGACUGUAACCACAGAUACUUUAUGGUGGUAGAUACGACAAGGCAGUAGAUGACAGACCUGAGAAACUGCUAAAAACAGCGGCCCACCACCCAUAUACCUAAAGUACCCCUGAGCCACAGAUCUCCCCCAUUUUCUUAAAAUCUCGUCUUAAAUCAGCCCCUCUUCCACUUCAACUAUGCCUUUUUAAUUUUGCAAGAUUAAAAUUUGAUCAUUGGUGUUGCAUAACAGAUUUAUUUCGUAUUUGAUGUGUAUCAUUUUAUAAUGGAAAAACAGCUGACCGUUCUUUAAAGAUACCCUGUAAUCAAACUGCUUGAUUACAAGUAGCCAAUGAUGGCAAUCUUGGAAAGCCACAUGAUUAGUUUACAUUGGCAAUUUGUAUAGCGCAUGGAAUAUAUAUAAGUGACUAGACUGAAGUUCAACCAGGAAAAGGGAACUCUCUCUUCAAGACCACUCUGCAAGUGAAAUUAAACUUCUGAACUCGUCUUGUGAAAUUAAAAAUGAAUCCUCCGCCUGUCGUCUUUGUACAGCCCCAAUUUUCUGUGGCUACUGCACGAAGUAAUGUCUGGCAGACCGGGUUGAUGGACUGCUGCAGUGACUGUGGAGUCUGCCUAUGUGGAGUAUUCUGUUUCUGUUGUCUUGGAUGUCAAGUAGCAAGCGACAUGAAUGAAUGCUGCUUAUGUGCCGGAAGCGUUGCCAUGAGGACUCUCUACCGGACAAGAUACGGAAUCCCUGGAUCCAUCUGUUCUGAUUUCUGUACUACCCUCUGGUGUGGUUUAUGUUCUCUUUGUCAACUAAAGAGAGAUAUUAACCGAAGGAAGGAAAUGGGGAUAUUCUAGUAAGAUGUUCCUGUACUCGUUAGUUGUGAGGCCUAGAAUCUCCAUAAGCAAGAGUCUUCUCCUCUCCUGCUGUACUUACUGUUCAAGAAAGUGCUGUAUGCAUUGUAAUUUGAUUGUUGCAAAGCACGACUUAUCUGAAAUAAAUCAA
This is a messenger RNA of Gopherus evgoodei (Goodes thornscrub tortoise), 2110 nucleotides long. RefSeq names its product placenta associated 8 (gene PLAC8). The coding region runs from base 1624 to 1962 and encodes 112 amino acids. The record is from RefSeq and is a predicted model, not a curated record. Gene Ontology annotation, biological process: positive regulation of transcription by RNA polymerase II. Lineage: Eukaryota; Metazoa; Chordata; Testudines; Testudinidae. The transcript is spliced from 5 exons.